Macrosiphum euphorbiae (potato aphid) is the source of this 1275-nucleotide messenger RNA. The record is from the annotation of a GenBank genome assembly. NCBI's taxonomy places the organism in Eukaryota, Metazoa, Arthropoda, Insecta, Hemiptera, Aphididae.
AUGAUGGCCGCUGACGGCGGAGAGCUGAACGUGCCGUACGCCGUUCUCGAGGGCCUGGUGGCCGUUGGAGCAACCAUCGGCAACGGGCUGGUGAUUGUGGCCUUUCACAAGGAACGACGUCUCCGCCGGCGCACCAACUACUACAUUGUGUCGCUGGCGGUCGCCGACCUGUUGGUGGGUCUGGUGGGCAUACCUUGCGCCGUGUUGUCCAGCGUCGGGCUGCCCCGUCACUUGCACUUGUGCAUGUUCUCCGUGUCGCUAAUAAUCGUCUUGUGCACAGUGUCCAUACUCAGCCUGGUGGCCGUGUCCGCCGACCGAUAUUGGGCCAUACUCUACCCGAUGGCCUACUCCACGAACUCGAACACCAAAAUCGCAAUCAGCAUAAUAUGUAUUUGCUGGAUAAUGGGUCUGCUGAUAGGUUUCUUGCCACUAAUGGGCUGGAGAGCGGCCAAAGGUCCAACAUUGGAUUCAUGCGAGUUCAGUCGCGUGAUGGAUUAUAACUACUUGGUGUUUUUAUACUUAGCGACUAUUAUUUUACCUGCGCUGUUUAUGGCCACCUCCUAUGCUCAUAUUUAUACAGUCGUAAUAAAACAAAUCAAACAAAUGACGCUGUUGAACGGCGGCCAACGCGGCGGCAACAGUCCGACGAAAUUGCGCGUGCUGGGCGCGGCCCGGAAAAGCGAGGUGAAGGCCACUCAGAACCUUUCCAUAAUCGUCGCGUUCUUCGCCGUCUGCUGGAUGCCGCUGUACACCAUCAACUGCGUGCAGGCGUUCUGCGACGAGUGUUCCGUGCCCGAUUCCUUCAUGCACGGCUGCAUCAUCCUGUCGCACCUCAACUCUGCCGGCAACCCUCUGCUGUAUGCGUACCACCUGAAGGACUUCCGGAACGCGUUCAAAUCGCUGCUGCUGUGCAAGAAGAACCCGCUGCACCGGAACCCCGCACCAUCGCGGUCGGGCUGCUGCACCACCGUGGCGGCCGUCACCGGCGGUGGCAGCGGAACCGCGGUCAACGGUAACGAUUGUUCAGGCAGCUCGUCUCUGACGUGUUCGGGCAGUUCGUCCCUGUCGACCGUCGUCGAUUGUUGGCGCCGGCCUGCCAAGAACGCCGACGCGACAUGUUCAGCUGCAGGGGACCCGCGGUACACCGUCGAACAGCAGGCCCACCAAGAGAUUGUUGGGUGGCCCGCCGACUCUGUCAACCGCAGCUGCAACGCGAUCGCAAUAAUCGACCCGUCCGCGCCCGUGUUGCUGUCGGUCCGUCAGCUCGCCGAGUGA